Corythoichthys intestinalis (scribbled pipefish) is the source of this 1087-nucleotide messenger RNA. RefSeq names its product Jupiter microtubule associated homolog 2 (gene jpt2). The record is from RefSeq and is a predicted model, not a curated record. Bases 126 to 785 code for a protein of 219 amino acids. NCBI's taxonomy places the organism in Eukaryota, Metazoa, Chordata, Actinopteri, Syngnathiformes, Syngnathidae. The transcript has 5 exons. Gene Ontology annotation, cellular component: nucleus.
AUUGACAAUCUUUGCAAAAGAGUUUGGGUGGGCGCAGACGAGACAAGGAGGAACCUACAAGUCGUCCAGUUGGCAGAGUGACGAAGUUGUCUUCGGAAACUUGAAGGCUCACAACAAAAGCUGCGAUGACUUCGACGAAUAUGUUUCAAGGGUUGGAAGGAUCAAAACCGAGCUCAAGGGUGCUGCGGCCUCCCGGUGGUGGGUCGAGUAAUCUGUUUGGUGGCUAUGAAGAGGAAGCCCCACAACCUAGAAGAUCCAAUAAGAUGGCCUCUAAUGUGUUUUCUUCGCCAGAGGAGCCCCAGAAAUCCCAAAGGCGCUCCAACCCUCCAGGUGGAAAGAGCAGUGGAAUUUUUGGGGAACCUGAGCCUCCAGUCCAACCACAGAGACCCAUUCCUCCAGGUGGACCAAGCAGUAACAUAUUUGGGUCUGGGGAUUGUGCGGAUGUCCAAAGCCGAAGUCACCCAAAUAAACCAAAGGACAAUCUAUCUGUAGCAUCUGAACCUGAAACACCAGCAAUUGAGGCCAAAGUCAGCCAGCCUCCUGAGGCCAAGGGUAUUCAGGCUGAGGUUGAGGAGCAAAUUGCCUCACCAGCCAUUGUGCCAGCUAAGGAAGAGCCUCCUAUUGAGCCAGCUGCCCCCGAGCCUGCUUCCGCCACGACCUGCUCCACGUCCGCUCCACCUCCCGAAGACCUAAAGAACCAUGAGCCUCACCUAGGACCCAAGCCUCGCUCUCACAACAGGGUCCUCAACCCCCCUGGAGGAAAGUCCAGUGUCGUGUUCUACUGAUAUGAUGAACUCACCCCGUCUCCCGGUGUGGGUCUACCCUGUACACGUUUUGGCCGCCUCCCACUAACCUAUCUUCAUUCCAACACUCAGCACCCCCUUGGUUGUCUCAAAUGGUCUGAUCUGUUGUUCUUCAAAGCAAACACGGACUGAUCUAGUUGCACUUUUAGCCCCUCAGCUGUUUUCCCCCCAUCAUCUCAACUCUUAGACCUGCUUCAUACAAUCACCCCCUGAUCAAUCAAAAAUAGCUACCACUGAAAAACGGUUCCUUUUCCAUACUGUUUUUUUUUUUUUUUAGAUACCAG